AAAGCUGCAUGGAGUAUGGAGAAGGAGAGCCCAAAAAAAGAAAAAAAGCAGCCCCAGGCUCAGAAUUACCAUUACAGCAGCAAAAGGCGCGUGGACAGCUCGCCCAGGACGCAUGAAAAGAGGACAUUUGAGACUAUGCUACAGGAAACCAAGGGUCAAGAACACUUCCUCAACACCACCCAGGUCCCCAGACACCAGUACACCCAUUGUGGUACCAGCCAGAGCUGCCCCCGACAGAGAGCCCAGGGAGCCCAUGGAGCCCAGCGGGGCCACGGGGACAGGCGUCCCCUGCACGACACCUCCACUCUCGCCCCGUGCAGGAGGAGAAGGGAGAGACGCUGCACCCCGGCCCCUCCGGCGGGACCCACAGGCAGCACCCCCUCCUCGGCUGGCGGGCAGGGCUGCCCAGCACGGACAGGGGCAGGGCAGGGGCUGAGGGGCUGCGGCAGGCCCUGGGGAUCUCUCCCAGCACUCACCACGUCUCCAGGGUCAAAAUGGGUUUCUCCACUCCUCCUGCUCCUCGGGGAAGCUACUCAGUCAGAGGAAAGGGUGCAGGCACGAGCAGACACAUUAUGUGAAUCAACACUUGGCAUCUGGCUGGUUCGACCACCAGGGUUGUGGCUUCACGAUGAUGGGACACACAGUAUGACUCUGACCUGGGAGGGGGAGAUGGGACCUGUCCGAGUAGACAAGGCAAAGGAAUGUUUGCCGACAGCCACCCGUCCCGUCCCCACCAGCCGGCGUGUCCCGCCGUGUCUCGGUGCCCCCGAGCCCAGGGACCCGUGUGGCCAGGGGUGGCGGGCAGGGCCAGGGGCCGCAAGGACACAGCGGUGCUCCCGGUGCCCGCCCCCCCGAGCCGAGCGGGGCGGAGCGGCAGGACUACACCUCCCGUGCUGCACCGGCGGCGGGCGGCCCUCCCGGGCUGACGCUGCCGGCGGCUCCCGGCGCCGCCUUUGUCCGUGCGGGGCUGGCGGCGCGGCCCCGGCGCAGGGAACAUCUGUCCUGGCUGUGCUGGUGCGGCUGGUGACGGGACAGGCAUCUCGAGUGGAAUCCGGAGCAUCCCGCCUCCCUCUUCCCAGAUCAAUACCUGCACGGGCCUCCAUCUCUGCGCCGAGAGCAGCGACGCGCCGGGCUCCAGGCUGCUGCGGCAAGAUGUCGGUGACGUUUGAGGACGUGGCGCUUUACUUCUCCCCUGAGGAGUGGGCAAAGCUGUCGGGCUGUCAGCGGCAGCUCUACCGGGAGGUGAUGCUGGAGAACUACCAGAUGGUCGCCUCGCUUGGCGCAGCUUUGAGCUGUUCCCAGGUGUCCUGUCUGCAGGAGAGUGGCCGAGGUGACGGGGGCGCAGCGAGAGGAGGCUGUAGGCUGGGCCACCGUCAAACCAGAGAUCAUCUGCAAGAUGGAGCGAGAAGAGACACCGUGUGUGCCAGAACUCCCUGGGGAGUGGCAGAGGCACCAGAGCCCUGUGCCAGUGACCCCUGCAUCUCCUCCCCAGCAGCCGUCAGCCCUGGGACACAGAAGGAGACCAAGCAUGUCCCUGAGGGGCUGCCAGGACCCACCUCCCUGCUCCCUGGGAUGCCAAGCCCUGGCACAAGACAUCAGAUGGGCUUGGCCUGUGGCCAGUCAGGUGGGGACAUAUACAAACAGAACCCACUGAAUCACCGUGUGCACAGCAGCGAGAAGCCCUUUGCCUGUGGAGACUGCAGCAAGAGUUUCACAAAGAAGUCGAACCUCAUCAUCCACCAGCGCAUCCACACCGGGGAGAAGCCCUUUACCUGCACCGACUGUGGCAAGAGCUUUGUCCAGAGGCAGCAACUGCUGAGUCACCAGCGCAUCCACACCGGGGAAAAGCCCUUCACCUGCACCGACUGUGGCAGGAGCUUCAGGGAGAAGUCCAAGCUUAUCAGCCACAAGAGCAUGCACACUGGGGAGAAGCCCUUCACCUGCCCUGACUGUGGCAAGAGUUUUGGCCGCAGGUACAGCCUACAGAGGCACCAGCGCAUCCACACCGGGGAGAAGCCCAUUGCCUGCACUGACUGUGGGAGGAGGUUCAGGGAGAAGAACAGCCUCAUCAUCCACCAGCACACCCACACUGGGGAGAAGCCCAUUUCAUGCUCUGACUGUGGCAAGAGCUUUAGGGAGAAGAAGAGCCUCAUCAUCCACCAACGCAUCCACACUGGGGAGAAACCCUUUGCCUGCACAAACUGCAGCAAGAGCUUCAGGGAGAAGACGAAACUCAUCAUCCAUGAGCGAAUGCAUACCGAGCAGAAGCUCUUUACCUGCUCCUACUGCGGCAAGAGCUUUGUCAAAAGGCCCAACAGUCUAGGGCACCACUGCAUCCACACUGGGGAGAAACCCUUUGCUUGCACCAACUGCAGCAAGAGCUUCAAGGAUAAGAAGAGCCUCAUCAUCCACCAGCGCAUCCACACUGGGGAGAAGCCCUUUGCCUGCACCAACUGCGGCAAGAGCUUCAGGCAGAAGGCGACUCUCAUCACCCACCAGCGCAUCCACACAGGGGAGAAGCCCUUCACCUGCACUGACUGUGGCAGGAGCUUCAGGGAGAAGAAGAGCCUCAUUACCCACCAGCGCAUCCACACUGGGGAGAAGCCCUUCACCUGCAAUGACUGUGGCAAGAGCUUUAGGGAGAAGGCAAGACUCAUGAUUCACCAGCGCAUCCACACUGGGGAGAAGCCCUUCACCUGUACCAACUGCAGCAAGAGCUUCAGGGAGAAGAAGCUCCUGAAGAGACACCAGCAGGUGCACCAUGGCCUGGGUCUUGUGCCAGUGGGUAGCCAGCAGAAGAGGGGAGAUCUGUCUGCAUUAGGUGGGCAGGCAGAGGCCAAGCCCUUCCAGUGCGGUGUCUGCGAGAAGCGGUUUUGGAAGGAGAGGCUCUUGCUGGCUCACCAGCGCACCCACGGCACCCCCAGCUUGCAGCCGCCUCCGCAGUCCGGCACCCCCGAAUCUGCCACCAAGGGGCCUGUUGGUCACCAGGGGCUGCUGUGUGGGUGGCUGUGGGGGAAUGUCCAUGUUUUCUUUGGGACAGAGGGACCAUCUGUCCUGGCUGUGCUGGUGUGGCUGGUGACGGGACAGGCACCUCAUGUGGAAUCCGGAGCAUCCCGCCUCCCUCUUCCCGGAUCAAUACCUGCACGGGCCUCCAUCUCCCCACUGAGAGCAGCGACGCGCCGGGCUCCAGGCUGCUGCGGCAAGAUGUCGGUGACGUUUGAGGACGUAGCGCUCUACUUCUCCCCCGAGGAGUGGGCAAAGCUGUCGGGCUGUCAGCGGCAGCUCUACCGGGAGGUGAUGCUGGAGAACUACCAGAUGGUCGCCUCGCUGGGCUGGGCCAACAUUAAGCCAGAGAUCAUCUGCAAGACAGAGCGAGAAGAGACACUGUGCAUGCCACACACCCCUGGGGAGCAGCAGAGGCACCAGAGCCCUGUGCCAGCAGCCGUCAGCCCUGGGACACAGAGGGAGACCGAGCGGGUUCCUGAGGGGCUGCCAGAACCCACCGCCCUGCUCCCGGGGAUGCCAAACCCUGACGUGAGGUGUCAGGGGGGCUCAGCCUGCGGACAGCCAGGUGGGAGUCAGGGGGUUCAGCUGGGGCUCCCCCAUCCCUCCUCCCUCCCAGAACCCCAGUCAUUAGAGAAGAGCAGUCCCAGGUGCCCCAAGUGCAACAAGAACUUCAAAGAACAGUGGUCGCUGGUUGCCCACAUGCGGAGCCACAUGCGUGAGCGUCCCUUCCACUGCACUGACUGUGGCAAGAGCUUCAUCUACAAGCAGCACAUGCUGAAUCACCAGUGUGUGCACAAAGGUGAGAAGCCCCUUGCCUGUGGUGACUGCGGCAAGAACUUCACAAGGAAGUCGGCGCUCAUGAUCCACCAGCGCAUACACACGGGGAAGAAGCUCUUUGCCUGCACAGACUGCAGCAAGAGCUUUGUUGAGAGGCAGUACCUGCUAAGGCACCAGCGCAUCCACACUGGGGAGAAGCCCUUCACCUGCAAUGACUGUGGCCAGAGCUGUAGGGAGAAGUGGACCCUCAUCAUGCACCAGCACAUCCACACCGGAGAGAAGCCCUUUGCCUGCACCGACUGUGGCAGGAGCUUCAGGAGGAAGGGAGACCUCACCAUCCAUCAGCGCAUCCACACUGGGGAGAAGCCCUUCACCUGUACCAACUGCAGCAAGAGCUUCAGGGAGAAGCAGAACCCGAGGAGACACCAGCAGGUGCACAAGGGCCCGGGGAUUAUGCCAGAGAGUGUCCAGCAGAAGAGGGAGGGUCCUUCCCCAGCAGGGGGGCAGGCAGAGGCCAAGCCCUUCCAGUGCGGUGUCUGCGAGAAGCGGUUUUGGAAGGAGAGGCUCAUGCUGGCUCACCAGCGCACCCACGGCACCCCCAGCCUGCAGCCGCCUCCGCAGCCCGGCACCCCCGAAUCUGCUGCUGAGGGGCCAAUGGGGUGCUUGCUGGGGGCUGGUGUGGGAUGGCUGUGGGGGCAUGUCCUGUUUUUUGCAGGAAUAGAGUUAAUUUUCUUCCUAGUAGCUGGUUUAGUGCAGUUUGUUUGGAUUGAGAAUGAGAAGAAUGUUGCAAAUACAUGGAUUUUUGAGUUGUUGCUGAGCAGUCAAGAAUAUUUCAGGUUCUAGUGCCCUGCCAGCUGGGAGGGGGCACAGCCAGGACAGCUGAAACAAAGUGGCCAAAGGGCUGUUCCUUACCAUAUGGUAUCAUGCCCAGUAUAGAAACUGGUGGGAGAGGAAUAAGGGGAACGCGGCUCAGGGACGGGCUGGACAUAGGUCAGCGGGUCGUGAGCGGUUUUGUUGCGCAUCACUUGCUUUCUUACAUCAUCAUCAUCAUUCUCAUCAUUCCUUUCCUCUUCUAUCCUAUGAAACUGCCUUUAUCUCAUCCCAUGACUUUUACAGGGAUCACUGGAUCAGCCCAAUCGAAGCUUUGUAUCAGGUGUUUAGCUUAAAUAAAUAUAUUUUAAAUAGAAUGAA
Messenger RNA from Columba livia (rock pigeon), 4974 nucleotides. RefSeq lists its product as uncharacterized. The record is from RefSeq and is a predicted model, not a curated record. Gene Ontology annotation, molecular function: RNA polymerase II transcription regulatory region sequence-specific DNA binding; DNA-binding transcription factor activity, RNA polymerase II-specific. Bases 16 to 4626 code for a protein of 1536 amino acids. Gene Ontology annotation, biological process: embryo development; regulation of transcription by RNA polymerase II; urogenital system development. Lineage: Eukaryota; Metazoa; Chordata; Aves; Columbiformes; Columbidae. The transcript has 11 exons. Gene Ontology annotation, cellular component: nucleus.